AAAACAUAUAAGGAUUUGAAUAUGAUCAAAAUAUCAAAUACAUGAUUAAGUUGAAGCUUUUUUUUUUCUAUUUAUUGUAGCCCUAACUUGUGAAUUUUCAUUCUCAGUUCACUUCCUCUUCGUCGGCGGCGAGGGCUUCGUCUUCAUCCACCGCCCGCCACCACAUCAGCACUCACCUACGUCCAAUUCCCACGCUCCGCCGCGAUUCUUCCUGCUGCUGGCAAAAGGGGCAUCAACAAGCACAAGAAAGAGGAAAAUGUUCUUCCAUAUAGUUUUGGAGCGGAACAUGCAGCUGCAUCCCCGUUACUUUGGUCGUAACCUCCGCGACAAUCUUGUUUCCAAGCUCAUGAAAGAUGUUGAAGGCACUUGCAGUGGUCGGCAUGGCUUUGUGGUGGCUGUUACUGGGAUUGAAAACAUAGGCAAGGGUUUGAUUCGGGAUGGGACAGGAUUUGUCACAUUCCCUGUUAAGUACCAAUGUGUUGUUUUUAGGCCAUUUAAAGGGGAGAUCUUAGAAGCAGUUGUUACCAUGGUCAACAAGAUGGGAUUCUUUGCCGAAGCUGGACCCGUGCAGAUUUUUGUUUCAAAUCAUUUGAUUCCUGAUGAUAUGGAGUUCCAGUCUGGGGAUAUGCCAAAUUAUACUACUUCAGAUGGUUCUGUAAAAAUUCAAAAAGAUAGUGAAGUGAGAUUGAAGAUUAUGGGAACUCGGGUGGAUGCUACUGAAAUUUUCUGCAUUGGUACCAUAAAAGAUGAUUUCUUGGGUGUGAUCAAUGAUCCUGCGACAGCUUAAAUGCACCCUUCUGUACCCUUAAUCGUAUAUAGUUUGCAUGGCAAGGAUGAUGCACAUGGAAUCUUUCAAUUAUCUUGGUGUAGCAUUUGCUGAACGCACUAGUUCUCAAUGAAUUACUCGACUACUGUAUCGAAUUUCCUGCUAACUGUUCGGGCUUAGUAAAUUACUAAUUAAAUGUGAGAAUGUAGAGCUAAAUCUUAAAACGUGACAUGAAAACCAACACUUAUUAUUAUAGAAAAUGUUAGCGUGUAGAAGUACUGCAUUUUAUAAUUUUUGAAUGAUUAUAUUGUUGGCACCUUUUCUUUUUUCAGUUUUUUGUAAUUACGGAACUGAAUUCUUGGCCAAAAAAAGAAAGUGAAUUGAUUUAUUUUUCUUAUCCA
This is a messenger RNA of Arachis stenosperma, 1167 nucleotides long. RefSeq names its product DNA-directed RNA polymerase II subunit RPB7. The transcript is spliced from 6 exons. Bases 257 to 787 code for a protein of 176 amino acids. Gene Ontology annotation, cellular component: RNA polymerase II, core complex; P-body. The record is from RefSeq and is a predicted model, not a curated record. Gene Ontology annotation, molecular function: single-stranded DNA binding; single-stranded RNA binding; translation initiation factor binding. Lineage: Eukaryota; Viridiplantae; Streptophyta; Magnoliopsida; Fabales; Fabaceae. Gene Ontology annotation, biological process: DNA-templated transcription; positive regulation of translational initiation; transcription initiation at RNA polymerase II promoter.